This is a messenger RNA of Lodderomyces oxycetoniae, 3177 nucleotides long. Its product is annotated as sorting nexin 1. The record is from RefSeq and is a predicted model, not a curated record. The transcript is spliced from 2 exons. Gene Ontology annotation, biological process: retrograde transport, endosome to Golgi; protein retention in Golgi apparatus. Gene Ontology annotation, molecular function: phosphatidylinositol binding. Lineage: Eukaryota; Fungi; Ascomycota; Pichiomycetes; Serinales; Debaryomycetaceae. Bases 1 to 3177 code for a protein of 1058 amino acids. Gene Ontology annotation, cellular component: endosome.
AUGGACGAACUUACAAAAUCGGUUUGGGACGAUGAUGAAGAUAGUAAUGAUAUACCAAAGACUCAAGUAGAGGAUAAUUAUGACUCAUUGGGGUUCGACAACAAUUUCACGGCGUCAUCAAAGUUCAACCAAGUGGACAAUACCUUUAAUUCGUAUUUAACCGAUGACCCGUUUUCCAACCCGUUCAAUGAUACUCAAAAGGGGUUUGAUGAUGAGGAAGAGAAUGAGGAAGAGAAUGAUGAAAAGAAUGUUGAAGCUCCAAAAGUCAAGUAUAAUGCGGUAGAAGAACAAAAGCGUGAAUUGAACAUGGGCGAAAGAAAGCACUUGAAAAAUCAAAUCUUAUCGGAGUUGAUAGACGGGUCAAAAGAAGAUGAUUUAGAACAAUCCUUAAACAAUAAAGUCCUACAGAGUGUUAAAAACUCGGAUGAGCUUUUCCAUGACAAAGAUUCACCAAUCAAAUUAGCAUCAAUUUCGGACCAAGAAUCAGUUACUUCGCCACAGAAACCCAUCAAUGUGGUAAAAAAAUUCAAGGUUAUUAGACCAAGGAAGUUUAAUGCAAAGAUAAAUAUACAACAUUUGACAAAAGGAGAGUCCGGUACCAAAGAUUUAGAAGGACCACUAGGGCAUGAGCCGAAAAAGGCUACUGUCGAGGAUGAUAGUAGUGUUCCGCCCCAGGAAGUUAAGAGUGAGGAAGAACUUGGCGAGAAAAGCCCAACUGAGCAGCAUAUUCCAAACACCAAAGAAAAAGAGCAAAAAUCCUCGCUUUUUGCUAACAAUCACGGAGACAAAAAUUCGUUGGUCAUAUCUGUGGGCGAUCCGUUGAAAGUUGGAGAUAUAACAACAGCUCAUAUCACAUACACAGUGAAAACUACGAAUAAGAACUUGGAGUCAACACAUUUCCCAAAACAAGAGUAUGUUGAAGUUCACAGACGUUAUAGCGAUUUCCGUUGGUUGUUUCAUCAAUUACAGGCCAACCAUCCUGGAAAAAUUAUCCCACCACCACCUGCAAAACAAAGCUAUAUUGGUAGAUUUAAUGAAAAAGUUGUAGAGCAUAGAAGAAUGUCUUUGGAGAAGAUGUUGAUCAAUAUUAGUCAUAAGCCAGAGCUAUGUAAUGACCCAGACUUUGUUUCAUUCUUGUGUAAUGAAAAGGAAGGUUCUUUUGGUGAUGCUGGUUUAGACGAGUCAGCCAUACAUGAAGGGGGAGGAGCAGCAGCAGCAGCAGGAGAAGGAGUUGGAGGAGGAGUUGCUUCCACAACUUCGGCAGCAGCUAAUGCAGCAGCAAAUGCAGCAGCAAAUGCAGCUAUUGCUUCUACUGGAUUCAUGAGCUCAUUAUUCUCAAUGUCAAACAAAGUCAACGAUCCUGAUCAGUUUUUCACAAAGAAAAAAGACUAUAUUGACGACUUGGAGUAUAAUUUAAAGCAGUUCCUCAAGACUAUUGAGCUAAUUGGAAGCCAGCGACAGGAUAUGAUUAACUUAUUGGAAGAGCUUGCUAUUACUAUGGAGGAGUUAGCAGCCGUUGAAAUUAGUAGAGCCACAUGCGACUUGUUGUCUGCAUUUAGUCAAGUUGAAUUCAAAAUCAGAGACAAUAUGGAGAGGCUUAGUAUUUCCGACCAGUUGACCAUUGGCUUUACCAUUGAAGAAUACUUGAGGAUCAUUGAAGCAAUAAACCACGUUUUUGAAACCAGAAUCAAAAUCCUCCAACUGCUAUCGUCAUUAAACACACAAAUCGACAAGUUAUCGAAAAAACAUCCAAUCCUGCCUGAAAAAUCGUUUGAGUUGGAAAGAUUGAAAGAACGUCAAACAAUUCUACAAAAGCAAUUUGAUGAUAUAAGCGUUACCAUUAAGAACGAAUUGGAUGAUUUUGAAUUGAGCAGGAUUGACGAUUUUAGAAACAAUGUGGAGAUCUUUAUUGAGAGCUCUAUAGAAUCACAAAAAGAGGCAAUCGAGUUGUAUGAAACAUUCUAUAGUCGACAUAUUGUCGUAGAUAGCAAUCGAGUUCUCCUUUAUGGGUUAAUUGAUGAAGAGGGCUUGAAAAUUUGUCAAGAGAGUAAUGAAGUGAGAGUAAAUAGCGGUGAAAAUGAGUCACGACGGGGGGCAUUUGGUGGUGUUCUGGGAGAUGGGAACGAUUCUGAAAGGCGUGGUAGCAUAAAGAAAGUGGAUAACACUAGCAAAACUAGUCACGAGCUAGCGCACUCGACUUCAGUCCAAAGAGCUAGUGGAAAUAGCGAUUUCUCAAAUAAUGAUAAUAACAAUAAUAACAAUAAUAAUAAUAUUAAUAACAGCAAUGACGAUGAUGAUGAUGACUCUUUUAUUCAUAUUGCUUUAACGCCUAAUGAAUGUACGAUAAUUUGCUCAUCAAGAUUAUUGCAAAAGUUUUUCCCCAAACCAUUGGAGAUUUGUCACCAAUUGGACUAUACAGACGUGCAACUUUUACCACUGCGUUACGUAAGUUUGAUUGUUUAUUCAGAUGGAGGAUACGAUAAGCUGCUGAGGAUUUUGGAAAUGACCAAGCCAUUGUCUGAGAACAAUAUAUCCGUUUUUUAUAUCUCCUCCCAUUUCAAUGACAUUGUCCUAAUACCAUUUGAUUUAAAGGAAAAAGUCAUACAAAUUUUAUCUAAACAGGGCUUUGAAUAUUCUGAAAUUUCAAAUGCCUACAUUUCAAACCACUGUAUCACCAACUUGGAAAAGCCCCUCACUUGCUCAUUUGAAAAGACUUUCCACCUUUUUGCAAGCGCAAAUAUCCACCCAAAGAUUGAUGAGUGCCACGAGUUAUUGCUAACAGGAUCAAGAAAAGGGGAAUUCAAAAACUCUAUACUAAAAGUGAUAAAAGUGUUUUGCUUGGCUAAUUCGUCACUGCCAGCAUAUUUUGCAAUAACAAGAACAUUAUCUACUGAAUUAUCCUUGAUUUUGCCAAGAUCUACCAAGGUUCGUCUACAGUAUGGGUUUGACUCAACGAAUUUGAUUGGCUCAACUCAGGAUGUUGUGAUACCUAUAAGUAUGGACUUUUCCAAUCUUCCCUUGAACUGUGCUGGUCUUGUUGCCGGGUUGGCAAAUAAACUCAUAACAGAUGGAGAAAACUCAAUUGAUAUUAGUUACUUAUCCAUGGCCAGAUCAGGUGUGAUCAUGAUACCUCAAGAAAAUUUAGCAUUAGCCAGGGAAAGCUUCAUGAGUAUAUGA